AUGUUUUCUGGGAUUCCGAAGUCUCCAGCCAACCUCGUACCUAAAAGCUGCCGCUCACUUCACUCUGCAGCAGCAGCAGCAGCAGCAGCAGCAGCAGAAACUCGACUCGUGCGUGCUUCCGAUCUUUCCACUCUCUUGCAAGGCCGCGUUCCCCGCCCUCAUCUCCUUCAAAUCCACGGCCGGGUCUUCAGGCUCAACGCCCAGCAGGACAAUCUGGUGGCGACCCGUCUCAUCGGCCAGUACCCAUCUCGCGUCGCGUUCAGAGUUUUCGAACAACUGAAGAGCCCCAACGUCUUCCCCUUCAACGCCAUCAUAAGGGUCUUCGCCGAGGAGGGCCUGUUCCCAGAGGCUUGGUCCCUGUUCAGAGCCUUGAAGCGGCGCCGGCUCUCGCCUAAUGACUUCACCUUUUCGUUCCUCCUCAAGGCGUGCUUUCGAUGCGCGAGCGUCAGUCAAGUGGGUCAGAUCCACACCCAUGUCCUCAAAGCUGGUUUUUGUGAGGAUCCUGUCGUGUGUAACGGCCUUCUCUCUGUUUAUGCCAAGUCGGUUAAGGAUGUCGUUUCCGCACGUAAGCUGUUUGAUGAAAGUCCCCAGAGGAAUUCGGUCUCUUGGAGUUCUUUGAUUUCUGGUUAUGCUCAGUCGGGUCGGGCUGAAGACGCGUUGCGGCUUUUUGUUGACAUUGUCCAGGAGAAUUUGAGGCUUGAAGAUGAAAUCCUUGUGAGCGUCUUAUCGGCUUGUUCUACUAUUCAGGUCGCCCAUUUAGAAAGAUGGGUUAGUAUUCUGUCGAAAUUUGUUGAAGAUGUGAAUCUUGAUGAUAUUAAACGUGAUUCAAUCAAUAUUGUUCUUAUACAUUUGUAUGGAAAAUUGGCAAGAAUAGAUAAGUGUAGGGAAAAAUUCAAUGAAAUAACUAAUCAUGGAGUUGGAAGAUUGCUUCCUUGGAAUCUCAUGAUAACUGCAUUGGUGCAAAAUGGUUGCCCUAUGGAGGCCCUGGACAUUUUCCACCAAAUGAUGGAGGAUAGCAACCGAAAGCCUAAUGAAGUUACGAUGGUUAGCGUCCUUUCUGCUAGUGCUCAGGUUGGUGAUUUGGAUCUUGGCAAAUGGGUGCACAAUUAUUUGAGGUCAGAAGGCAGCAAAGGCAUUCUUCAAUCAAACAAAGUUCUGGCAACUGCAUUUAUAGACAUGUAUUGUAAGUGCGGGAGGCUGGAGGGGGCUAAAGAAGUUUUUGAUCAGAUGAUAUGCAAAGAUAUUGUCUCGUUCAAUGCUAUGAUCAUGGGCCUUGCAAUGAAUGGUAAAGGAGAAGAGGCAUUGCGGCUAUUUUCCAGCAUCCAAGAUUUAGGACUGCAUCCUGAUUCUAGCACAUUUCUUGCAGCUUUAUGUGCAUGCAGCCACUCAGGUUUGUUGGAGGAGGGACAGAGGAUCUUUUCAGAGAUGCAGAUGAGAAUUUCAGUCUCUCCCAGUUUGGAACACUAUGCCUGUUAUAUUGAUCUCCUUUCACGUGUGGGUCGUAUUGAAGAAGCCUUAGAAGUUGUUGCCUCUAUGCCUUUUGAACCUAAUAACUUUGUAUGGGGUGCUUUGCUUGGGGGUUGCCUGCUCCAUGCUAGGGGAGAACUAGCUCAGCAUGUAUCGAAAAAGCUUGUGCAGGUCGACCCUGAAAACUCUGCUGGUUAUGUGAUGUUGGCAAAUGCAUUUGCAGCUGACAGGCAAUGGGACGAUGUCUUGGUUCUGAGGUGGGUCAUGAGGGAAAGGGGGUCAGAAGCAGCCAGGGCAUAG
Molecule: messenger RNA, 1767 nt
Organism: Eucalyptus grandis
Lineage: Eukaryota; Viridiplantae; Streptophyta; Magnoliopsida; Myrtales; Myrtaceae
Product: putative pentatricopeptide repeat-containing protein At3g08820
Exons: 1
Coding region: 1-1767 (588 amino acids)
Molecular function (GO): protein binding
Source: RefSeq, a predicted model, not a curated record